Messenger RNA from Paramecium sonneborni, 642 nucleotides. NCBI's taxonomy places the organism in Eukaryota, Ciliophora, Oligohymenophorea, Peniculida, Parameciidae. The record is from the annotation of a GenBank genome assembly.
AUGGAUGAACAAAAACAAAAUAAAGUUAUCAUAAAAGUAAAGUAGUUUUUAAGAAUUAGAUUUUAAUAAAAUAAGCAUUGAUACAAUAAUACUUAAUUAAUAUAAAUGUAUGUUGUCUUUUGAAUGAUUAUUUUUAUACAAUAGCAUUAAAUGGUUUAGGAAUAAUAUUCAUUGCUUUUGUUUAUCAUAUUAUACCUUUAAAGAGUAGUAAAGUUAAGUAUAUAGUGGAAUAUUCAUUGUUAGCUGGAGUUUAAGUAAAUAUUUGAAAAUAGGGAUAUUAGAUUCUUGCAAUAUUCAUGAAAGAAUUAUUAAUAUAUUUAGCAAGUUCAUUAUUAGGAUUAUCAAUUUUAUCAGUAUUGUUUAAGAUAUGUAGAACUUAAUUAAACGUUGACCAAUCAUUAGGUUUAUUUAAAUUAGUAAUUAUAUAUAUGUUGAUAGUUGAAAGUGUGUAGGGAUGUUGAAAUGUUUUUUAAGUUUAUAACUUCUAUUUUUAUCAUUACAUUUAAACUCUGUAUUACCAUGGAGUUGGAUAUAAAUAUUUGUUAUAUUAUGGUUUAUUUUAGUUUGCGGUUUGUUAUUUUAGAUUUGCAUGAUAUUGAAUUUAAUUUAUAAGACAUUUAAAAGAUUGAAUUAUUCAAUUGA